Molecule: messenger RNA, 2425 nt
Organism: Cyclopterus lumpus (lumpfish)
Lineage: Eukaryota; Metazoa; Chordata; Actinopteri; Perciformes; Cyclopteridae
Product: protein rapunzel-like
Exons: 4
Coding region: 269-952 (227 amino acids)
Source: RefSeq, a predicted model, not a curated record
UAUAAGUUGUGCUGCAGGCGGAGAUCAUUGCUCAUUCAGGUCUGGAGGGGCAGACACACGGAGACUAGCGCACUGAACUGGUGCGUUUACAGCUCAGGGAUUGCUGGGAAGAAGAAGGAGGCUACCGAGGUUGGGACUUUGGAGAGGGAGGUGUAGCAACAACCACUCAAAGGAAUCACCCUGAUCAGGACCACCGGCUCUGAACAGUCUUCAGGACCAGGAGAAGACACGAGAGUCCGUACGCAACAUCUGCCCCACCCCGAACAGCAUGAUGGAAGAGGAGAUCCUUGAGGACCAGUCCAAGCUGAAGCAGGGCCUGAUCAAAGCCAUUCAGUGUGUGGCCACCAUCUCCUCGGCAGCAGCCGUGAUUAACCCCAUUUUUGGCUUGGCCGGCUCCCUGCUCCGGGUGGUGCUGCACCACAUCGACGACGAGGAGAUACGCACCCUGAAGCGCGAGUUCGGCUCAGUCAGCGGGUCGAUAGACAAGCUCUCGAAGAUGCACCAAAGCGCGCUGUUGCAGAUCAAGAAGGAAACGCUGGACGGGCAGUACUGCCGCGUGGAGGAGAACCUGAAGAACCAGUUCAGAAAGUUCAUGGAGCUGGUGGAGGCGCGGCCGCAGCACUGCGAGCGCAAGAAGGACGACUUCGAGGAGAGCUAUUCCAACGACAUGGGGGACCAGAACCUGCACACGCUCUACGACGGCGUGGUGGGCAAGCCGAAGCUCUUCAGCAGACCGAUCCUGGAGGUGUACCUGAAGCACUCGCAUGGCGACCGCAGCAAGAUGGAGCACCUCUGCACGCGCCUCACCUACCUGUUCUGCAUCGGCCUCAUCGCGCUCAUGGGAUACGCCAUCGUCAUCGGAGACGACGAGAAGGGCCUGAGAGAGGAGUGGGCCAAGAAGAUGGAGCACGUGCAGGAGAAGAUGCAGGAGGCUCUUUCCAGGUGCAAAUGAAGAAGAAGAAGAGCUUUGGUUUUUCCUCCUCUUCUGCUUUCCCUUCAUAGUCCGGACUCGCAUGUCCACGUUCUCUCUGCUCCCUCUCAGCUUGUUCUCUCCUCCUAAACAUCUACGCUCACUUGAAUGCCCGAUGAUGAUGAUGAUGAUGAUGGUGGUGGUGAUGAUGAUGAUGAUGAUGGUGGUGGUGAUGGUGAUGAUGAGCAACAUGUCUCGUGCUUUUCCAAAAACUAUUUCUCCAAACUUCAUACGUCACAUGUUCUUUCCAGGUUGAGGUCAAUUGUCCAAAUUCACAGAUGAAUCUGGAUCCAGAAUCAUUUCCAGAUGAAUCAGAUCUUUAGAAUUAAUCACAGAUUUAAUCUGAAAGCUACAUUUUGAACAAAGGAGACAUGUUACAUUAAAUAUGACUCAAAAUCUAGAAUAAGGGUUUAACAUUAAUGCAUUGUGAUUGCAUUGAGCCCUUUUCUAAAAUAUUCUCAGUUUAUUGUAGUUUGUUGACAUUACUCGUAUUAAACUAAAAGAUAAUCAGUUAGAAUGGACAAAUAAAUACAACUUGUAUUUUAAAGAGGAACCAGCUCAGGCUGACGUGUCUCCACUAGAGGGCGUCCUAUUCCUUAGAAUUCACAUGUUUGACUUCUUGACAUAAUAACUGCUGUCAGACAUACUUUGUUUUGAGUUGAGUUAUAAUGAUAAUAUAUAAUGUAAUAUAAAUGAGCAAACCAAAAACAAGUAACGGACAUCCCAAAGUUUCCGUAGCUAUGAAUGUAACUACAGACAUAAAAUCAUAUAAUCAUCAUCAUACUGCCAAAUUAAUGUGUCCCAUGUAUUAAAUGUUUGUUGUUCACCGCAGAAGGUCCACUAAGUUUAUACACAACUAAUGUUGAAUUCUAGGAAGUUCUAAUGUCCCUGAAUGAAUCCGACCACUCGUAACUCUAUUUUCUAUCACAUGUGCAAUUAUCAAGUUUAUUUGGUGUACGAGCCUUAAAUAGUUUAUUUUAUUUAUUAGUCAAGUCUGUCUUCAUCUGACCAACAGUGCCUAAAUGUGACUAUUUUUGUAUUAUUAUUUUAAUGUUUCAUGUAAUCUAUGAUUGUGUUUUUUUAUGGUCUUCACACUACAGAUUCUCUUUUUGGGGUUUGUUUUAGCAGACUGGUCUCAGGGGAACCGGGUUCAGGUCUCUGGUUCAGGUCUCUGGUUCAGGUCUCUGCUUCGGGCCCGUUAACUGAACAAUAUCUGAUGCUCGUUAAAGGCUUUCAAGUCCAUCAGUUUCUAUUCUGUUCUUCACAUUUCACAAGUUUGGUUCAACAUAUAACUGUUCAAACCUGCUUCAUGGUUCUGUGGCAUCGGGCCAUAUCUCGUAUACGCUGACGAUAUAUAGGAAUAUUAUAUGAAAUGCCACAUAUGUGAAUGUGUUGCCUCGUUGGCUCCUGGUUGUAUAUGUACCACUAUAAAUAAAGGUGAGUGGAUUAAACUGA